This is a messenger RNA of Amaranthus tricolor (Joseph's coat), 974 nucleotides long. RefSeq names its product early light-induced protein 1, chloroplastic-like. The record is from RefSeq and is a predicted model, not a curated record. The transcript has 2 exons. NCBI's taxonomy places the organism in Eukaryota, Viridiplantae, Streptophyta, Magnoliopsida, Caryophyllales, Amaranthaceae. Bases 123 to 719 code for a protein of 198 amino acids.
CCCACACUUGGUCUAAUAGUAUCAAGUCGAAGAGAUCAAUAAACAUCACCUAACAUAGUUCCAUUUUGCACCUUUUUCUUUAGAGCACCUACACUUACAACAAGUUUCACAAAGUUUAGUAAAUGGCAAUGCAAAUGCAAGCUCUUGUUGCCAACCCAAUUGGGGCCUUUACUAAUGGCUCGAGGAUGACACGUGUGGUCUAUCCGGUAGGAUUUACACCUCGGAUGGGCAAACGUGUCACUUUCGGAGUCAAAUGUAUGGCUGAAGAUAAAACCGAGGGUGAACCCAAGCUUAAUAUUGAUGCUACCUCGUCCAAUGCUACUCCUACUAUGCCUUCGUCACCCGCCCCCACGCCUAAACCUAAACCUACUAAGGUAAGCACAAAAUUUUCCGACGUGUUCGCCUUUAGUGGGCCAGCACCGGAGAGGAUUAACGGCCGAUUAGCCAUGAUCGGGUUUGUAGCGGCGGUGGCCGUAGAAUUAUCAAAGGGCACAGACUUAUUCUCACAAAUAUCGGACGGUGGUGCACAAUGGUUCUUAGGAACAAGCAUACUUCUAUCAGGAGCAUCUUUGGUGCCUUUGUUCAAAGGUGAACGGGCUGAAUCUAAGACUGAUGGACUUAUGAACGCCAAUGCCGAGCUAUGGAAUGGAAGGGUUGCUAUGUUGGGUCUUAUGGCCUUAGCUUUUACUGAAUUUGUUAAAGGUGGUGCUCUUGUUUAAGCCUCAAAAAUAAUGUGUUCUCAUUUGAUUUUGUAGAUACCAACUAUGAAGCUAAUAUGUCUUGUAUAGUAAGUAUCGUAUUUUUUAGAUAAGAUUAUGAUUGGAUUGUAGGAUUUAAUGGGGUAUGUAUGUUUUGAUUAGAUCAAUGAAGGAAUGUAAUAUACUCUCAACUUAAUUAGCUUGGUCAUUUUUUACAAUGGGUUAUGUACUCUAGUAAACAAGUGCACUUAAAUUUAUAUAUUGUGAUUUUUUUUA